GGGAUUAUAAGGGGCACUCUUUAUUCUGUUUCAUUGUCUUUUAUUUUUGUCGAAUAAUGUGGAUUAGUGAUAUUCAUACUUUUGACUAGACAUUCUAGGCUAUGAUGACCGUCAAGCAUUAUGGUCGCGGGUCAGGGUCAGGGGCUACAACACUUGGGAAACCUUUUGUUCAUCCUGCUAUUGUAGAUUUGAGAGGCAAAGUAUACGAGCUGCUUAGACAAAAUGCAACAAGAUUCUUGCUGGAUGAUGUCUACAGAAACCCCGGCCCCCUUCAGUUUGACGGGCUAGAUGUCGAUUCCAAAGCUGUCAUGGAAACUAUUCUUGUGAAAACUUGUAUAGAUAUAUCAUGCUAAUAUCUUUUGUUGUGUUAAAAGAAAGAAGGAACAUACAAGGGGAAGAAAUUUAAUGCCAUCUACCACUUUUUUGGCUACCAAGCUCGUGGUUCUUUGCCAUCAAAUUUUGAUUGUGACUAUGCCUAUAUAAGUUUAUUUACUUA
This is a messenger RNA of Helianthus annuus (common sunflower), 496 nucleotides long. Its product is annotated as pyrophosphate--fructose 6-phosphate 1-phosphotransferase subunit alpha-like. Gene Ontology annotation, cellular component: cytosol. Gene Ontology annotation, molecular function: diphosphate-fructose-6-phosphate 1-phosphotransferase activity; 6-phosphofructokinase activity. NCBI's taxonomy places the organism in Eukaryota, Viridiplantae, Streptophyta, Magnoliopsida, Asterales, Asteraceae. The record is from RefSeq and is a predicted model, not a curated record. Bases 102 to 353 code for a protein of 83 amino acids. The transcript has 2 exons. Gene Ontology annotation, biological process: response to glucose; glycolytic process; photosynthesis.